Messenger RNA from Orussus abietinus, 13350 nucleotides. Its product is annotated as MAP kinase-interacting serine/threonine-protein kinase 1. The coding region runs from base 904 to 2478 and encodes 524 amino acids. Gene Ontology annotation, molecular function: ATP binding; calmodulin binding; calcium/calmodulin-dependent protein kinase activity. The transcript is spliced from 5 exons. Gene Ontology annotation, cellular component: nucleus; cytoplasm. The record is from RefSeq and is a predicted model, not a curated record. Lineage: Eukaryota; Metazoa; Arthropoda; Insecta; Hymenoptera; Orussidae. Gene Ontology annotation, biological process: intracellular signal transduction; protein autophosphorylation; peptidyl-serine phosphorylation.
UGCCGGGCUCAGUCGGAAACCAACUGCCGAGCAGUGAGGGACGGUGAACGAGAGCGGACCAGAUGUGUUAGCCGAAGGAUCUUUGAUGCGCUUCCGAGGCCGAUCACCGCUCAGUGCGAGAGGCUGCGAGAUCGCGUCGGACUGCGGAACAAGACCCCGGGAUACUCGUCCGGCAGAAGGCGCCCGGUUCAUCGCGAGAGCGCGGACGGCAAGGAACAUCGCCGUGGAGGACCAGCUAGCUCAGAGGAGAAGGAGCUAGCUUCGCGAGCGAGGGAGAGAGACGGAGAGAGGAGGCGCGGAGAUCGAGGAAGGCGAAGGAAGAGGGAAAGGAGAGACGCGGGGAAGAGCGGAGAUCGAUCCGGAGCUCUGGUUGGAGAGGAUCGGGAGUCGACUGGGUUUACAUCGGAGGGAUUUAAGGAGGAGAGCGCGGUGCGGUGUCAAAGUCUGUGAUAGUAUUUAUUCAAAAGAUUCAACCUAACCGCACCGAGAACCGAACCGUAUCGACAUAGUCGCGAGAAUCGCGCGAACGGGCGCGCGGUUAGACGGACUAGAUAGGCUUUAUAUAUUUAUUUAUAUCUGUGAUAUAACCACGCCGAUAUAUCGAUCCGAAAAGCCGUUCCUCUCGCGCGUAUCCGUUAGCCGUUGACGUUAACACGCUCGGCGGUGCGAAGGAGAGCGAGAGAAGGGAGAAGAGGCGAGAGGCCGAAUAUAUCAGCGUCUUAGAGGUUAGGCCGUUUUGUAUAUACGACUGACUCUUUUUUACAAUUAUCCGAUACCGGUGCCGAGUCGAGGCUCGGGCGAAGAGUCCAUUUUGCCGAGACCAGUCGAAUAGACCUGCCUUUCGCGGGAGAGAAGACUCGCCCGGAUUUAUUUCGGCGGAUACGAUUUUUCUGUGCCGUCAAGAUGGUCGAGAAGAUUCUGGAGGAACGCGAGGACGGACUUCAGGACGUCACGAGGGGGGAUGGAGGCUGCAGGGACGUGACCUCGAUGGGGGAGUCGAUGAGCGCCGUCCAGGCCCGCCAGGAAGAGGCCAGACGUAAAAGACGCAGGAAGAAGCGCUCCGGCUCGUCCCUGGUGUCGUCCUGCUUCCAAGAUCUGUACAAGUUGACCGGAGAGGUUCUCGGCGAAGGGGCGUACGCCUCUGUGCAGACUUGCGCCUCUCUGUACACGGAUCUGGAGUACGCCGUCAAGAUCAUCGACAAGAUCCCCGGACACGCCAGGGCCAGAGUCUUCAAGGAGGUCGAGACCUUCCACCACUGUCAGGGCCAUCCUAACAUCAUCCAGCUGAUCGAGUUCUUCGAGGACGAGGAGAGGUUCUACCUCGUCUUCGAGAAGGUGAACGGUGGACAACUCUUGACCAAGAUCCAGGAACGCGUCCACUUCAGCGAGAGGGAGGCCAGUCAAAUCGUCCGGGAAAUCGCGAGCGCGCUCAAUUUCCUUCACAAGAAAGGGAUCGCUCACAGGGACCUGAAGCCGGAGAACAUCCUCUGCGUGUAUCCCGACAAGCUGACGCCGAUCAAGAUCUGCGACUUCGACCUCGGCUCGGGGAUAAAGUUCAACAACUCGUAUUCCAGCCCUCUGGCGACCCCGCAGUUGUUAACCCCGGUCGGCAGCGCCGAGUUUAUGGCGCCGGAAGUCGUGGAGGCUUUCAUCGGCGAGGCCAACUAUUACGAUAAGCGUUGCGACCUCUGGAGUCUCGGCGUUAUCAUGUACAUACUGCUCUGCGGAUAUCCGCCGUUCUACGGAAAGUGCGGGACCGACUGCGGCUGGGAACGCGGGGAGAAUUGCCAGGCUUGUCAGGAGCUGCUCUUCACCAGCAUCCAGGAAGGCAGAUACGAGUUCCCGGACCGGGACUGGAGGUGCAUUUCCGAGGACGCCAAGGACCUCAUCAGGGGCCUCCUCGUCAAGGAAGCUCAUCGAAGACUCAGCGCCGAGUGCGUCAUGAAACAUCCCUGGGUCAAUCCUGACAACGUCCCCAACGACUCCGGGGACAGGUCCCUUACGACUCCUCAGAUCAUCAGAAGGAAUAACUCCGCCAGGGAACUUUCUGCCUUCGCGGAGUCCGCGAUGGCGGUGAACCGCGUGGUGCUGCAGCACUUCUCGAUGAACCUGGAGGACCUUGCGGAAAAUCGGGAGCCUCGCUUGUCGACGUCCUCCACCGACGAGGACAACCAUCCUUACGGACACAUGUCCGACUCGAGCAGCGAGCUCUCCGAGCACGGCAAGCAUUGCGCGACUCACUCCUCGAGCGAGUUCGACGCAAUCUCGAGACCGAAGUCCUGCUCGGUGAGGUCCAGCAUCGACCUGUCCGACCCGAAGAUCAUCGGGAAGAACCGGAUGACGAGCAAGGAGUCCAUGAGCCUCCUCUUCGGCCUCUCUCCGCCGAGCGAGAGCAGGCUGAUGCAGCGUCGGCUCAAGGCUCGUUCUCAUCUCCUGGAGCGACAAGCUGGGGCCAUCGUCGCCUCCCCGAGUGGCUGAAGGUCCUGGCCUCUUCGAUAUCCUGGCACGUCUUCCCUUCCGAUGGCUCGUCCGCGGCUGCCGAGAAUGGGAUGUUCGACUUGUAUAGAUUUAAGUCUUAAGGGCGUUGCGUAUGACCGAGGCGCGUGGAACGUGUGAAAGGAUGCAUGUAUGUAGGAUACUCCGUUUGUAUGCGCGAAGAUUCACCACCGAGUGAGAGCAAGUCGCCUCGUCGACGUCGUCGGCGUUAACAGCGUUAAGGCGGCAUCAAAGUGGUAUCCGGGAAGUCAAUUGUUUAUGAAACUUUUCUGCGACCCGGGUGUACCGAAUCGUUUGGCAAUUUAUCGCGCGAGCAUGGAGGCCCUAGGGAAGGUCCUCGACACUUGGCGAAAUCUCAUUUUUUUUCUAUUAGAAAUGUAUAAUGUCCGUUGAAUUUAAAAGGAAAUUAAAUUUCAUGGGGGUCGGGACCUUUCUUAGGGCCUACUUAUUUGCUUGGCAGAAUUUCAGGCGAUUCGGUGUAAGCAGUUCGGUGAAAAGUCUUAUGGAACGGCGCUUUCGUGUCGCCUUAAGAGGGUUUUCGGCGUCGUCGGCUUGCUCUCCCGUUUUUCCGAUUGUAUGCGAGCAUCUCGCCGGAAAGACGCGAAAUGUAUAGAAUUAAGUCCUAAGAAUUGUCCGUGACACCUGGAGCGAGUGUGAGAAAAUGGUGCGUGAGUGGGUGUACGAGGGAAACGGUGUGUAUGCGCGUGGAGGUGACCGAGCUCUCCUUCUCGAAAUUCGAAGAUCAUCGGGAGAUUCGUUGAGAUUUUCUCGAAUGGAUUCCCCGGCUCGUCACCACGGAGCCGAUCCGCGAGUCCCCUUUUGUCUCUUGGGAUGACAAGAGACUCCUUUUAACGACCAAACCCUUGAGAAAUGUCCCGAGGUUUUCGAUCGCGGUGGACAUUUCAAAGGUUCGAGAAGGAGCGAGGGUGCAUGCGAGUCGGGUAAAAUUUAAAAUUAAGUCUUAAGAGAUCGCGUGGCUGGGUGAUAUCGAGCUCGAGAUCGAUGUCGCGAGCCAUGUGAUAAAUCGAGCGGGGCUGCACAAUGCCUGGGCAGGGUGUAACAAAUUAAUUCGAGCAAGAUUUAUCACAUUGUUCGCGGUGGAUACGCAAGAUAGCGUGCACGGGGAGCGAAUGAGAGUGCGAGAUUCAGUCGGAAGCGAUGUGUCGAUUUCGAAUUGAUGAAGCAUCCACUCUUGUCGUGGCUUUUCGUCGCAUUGCUGCAAGCGACCGCCUUCUGGAACCAGAUGGCCGUACCUUAUACUUGUUUAUUAGUCCGCAGUAAACAAUACGUUUAACAGUUGCAUCUGCAUACGACCGCUCCAUCAGCUUCGCUGGGAAAAAAUGCGAAAGUUGACUUUCGCGGAAUCUCUCGUGUUGUAAGAUGUGCCGAAUCGGCCGUCGAGCUUCGAUUUUGCGAAUUUCGGCGGUUGAGUUGGCUCUCGUAUCAUCAGAAAUAUACAGUCCGUCGCGUUAAUACGUGGACGAUUCCGUGAAACAUUUUUUGCCGCUUAUUGUUAAACCCUGGGAAUUAAUUCCAUUAAUUCUCCGGAGAUGUAGAACGAGAACAUGGGCGGAAAUGAAAGUAGCGCCGACGUAUGAGGCUUCGGUCGUACCCUGGGGGGCAUUGAUGACUUUCCAUCCUGCCCUGGGGACGUCGUAUCUCCAGGAGUGGCAUUAAUGCCCGCCACUGUACACGUUAACUUGCGGUCGAUGCGGAUUUGCUUCCAGGGUCCGAGUUGAACACGAUGGAGUAGGUUUGAAGAAAGGAUAGAAGCUGGCCAUCGAUUCUUGCUCGGCCCUUGGAGACCCAAUCUUGAGGCACAUCGAGACAUCCGGUUGUGCCGAAGAAAGCGUCCGAGUUUUUUUUUAUUCGGUCUACGAUCAAUCGCGAGUGCUUGGUAGCGCUUCGAAUUCCUAGUUCUCCAUCGACUCGGCGAGAGGGUUAAGCGAUGUUAUUAAGGGACCUGUUUGACAUUCUGGACGAACUUAUGGAGACGGAGAAUUUCAGAAACUACUCCGGAAGCAUUGGCGGACAUAAAUGUCUUCUCGUCACAUCCUGGCAGCGCCAUGUCUGCAGGGGACGCGUUAAUGUCCGCCAUUGUGCAUUUAGGAACUUUGUCUAGCUUUUCAGCUGCUUGUAAUGGGAUCUUGAGCGGGAUAAAAAAAGUGCGUCUUUUGUCCAACGGGUCCCUGAUGAGUGCCCCUAAUGAGAAGCUUGAAAUUCGGGCAGUCGUUCUCUUCGGGAACGUCUUCAUGGUCGCGUAAAAAGAGAUAGGUGGUUUCCUUGGCGGAGGCACGAGGGUGCAUUGUGUAGUUUGCUCAUUAGGGUAGUAAGGACUAGGUCGUAAGGUUUAUUUUGUAUAACUGAUCGGCGAUGGAGGAUUUACCGCGAAUGCGUCACCGCAAAGGAGACUUUAGUCUUCUUUAGGAGUCUUAAGCUUCUUCCUAGGUCUUAAGCGAUGGAAGCCGGAGAAGAGGGAGAGAAUGGGAGGGAGCGAAUGGGAGGGAGAGAAAGAGAAAGGAAGCAUUUCGGAGAUGAAUACCGGGAAUUAUUUGUACCUGUAUCAUACACGAAGAGAGAAAACUGUAUAAUUAGAGACGACGGAGGUAAAAGUUAGGAGGUACCGAGGGGCGGUCUUGGGGGAGCGAAGCGACCCGAGGAUUUGCUCACUCUCUCUCUCUAAGGGGAUUACACGGAUACUUUUAACGAGUUUACUGUAAAUUAUCUAAUUGUAGAGAGCUUCGACGAUCCAAUACCAUUUUUCUUUCGACCGCCCAUCCGGCAGUGACGAAGGAAAACUGCCACGUCGACGACCCCCUUAAACUUUUCGGCCUCUGAUGAGCGUUCCAUUUUAACCGCACUCCUAAGUACAAUUUUAAAUGUCACUUUCACCUCACCUUAAAGUCUACGGCUUCGAACAUUUCUAAGAGCUCUCGAAGGUGUCGAAAAAUUCGUCUGCGUAGUUUGAUGGAGGACGCCAAUUUCAUGCGCUUUUUUCUGUCUCGCUUCGGGAUUAUUCGUCGUUAUGUACAGGGUUACUUUUUAAGUUCGCCAGUUUUAGACGUCAUCUGAGAAGCCUGCUUUCAAAAUUCACUUGCCUUUCGUAUAUAUACAUAUAUAUAAUUUCUUUUCCUCCACAUUUCACAUCGACGAUGAUCGUUCCAUUUAGACACCUUCGGCGCGUCCCGAAAAAUUGCCCGGGAAUAAUUAUACGGUUGUAUUUGUAUACCGAGAUUCGCUUGUACUGAUAUAUUUUUGCGAGAAAAGAAAAUGGAAAAAGGAAAAAAAAAAAGAAAUGGUACAUCGCGUAACAUGAACUGUAAAGAAGCCUCUCAGGGUUGACGUUUUACGGUCGACGCCGGGGAACGGACUUCACGGGGAAUACACUUUUCUGCCAGAAAUAAACCAGAAAUCUGAAUUGUUCCCUCGAAUUUGGCUGUCGUGCUAUCUCGAAUGGAAAAUACCCUUGCGAACUUUCCAACAAUCGCUGUCGAAUUUAACUCCACAUUUGACAGCCUCGAGGUCCUUUCCCUCACCGGGUCGAUUCCCUUAGAAUGAAAGUAUCUUCGAUCGGUCGUAAGAAAAAUGAAAUAUUUUUACAGUAACGUUGUUUAGCAACUGCGAGUUUAUUUCGCAUAUCGUGGAACGUUUUUCGUGAUACUUGAUCGCAGUUAAAAGAUGGCGUAUCGAAAAAUAAAACGUUUGUUGUUGUUUUUUUUUAUUUUCCUCGUGAUUAUGACGUUUAAACUCUGUUAGUUAGUCUCGUGUUUCGUUAAAAAAAAAAUCGAAGCCAGUGGUCAGCUAAUCGAAGGUGAAUUUCUAUAAUAAAAUGGGAGUAAAAUGGAGUUUGGCAGAGUCGCGAAGCAGUUUUUUCUCGGUCACUGCCCUGGUGGGAGGAUUACUCAGGGCGGCCACGAGUAUAAUCGCGAAGGCCGCGCGAAUAUCCAUUUCGCAUCGCGAAAUAAUUAAUUAAGCGCGGCCGACGAGGGAGCGAAACCGCGAAUGCGAUUCGCGGGGUCGCGUAGGGUUUGCGCGAUAGAUGUGUGACGUCAUCUAGAUGCGACGUCGAAGUGAUAUUUACCGUGGAUCGAAGGGAUCUGGUCAGUCGGCGGUCAGCCCUCGGAGGGUGAGGGUCGCGGUGGUCCCUGCGCGACGCGUUCCCUCUAAACGGCGGCUCCAUGUAUAUCUCGACACGAAAUGUGCGCUAGUUCUCUCGAAAACGUUGCGGGGAUUAACCAGUUAACUGUGUCGACCUAUUUGAAACGUGUGUUUUCAUGACGAGUAUACUCGUCAAACACAGCUAACUGGUUAAAAUCCUGCGGAUUCUAUGAUUUUUGUACCCGCGGGUAUAUUCGGGCUUCUCGAUUCGACGCGAGGACCGGGACCUCCCUUGGCGACGACCAGGACCUUUCCGGAGGUCCCGAGGACCCGAAAUAUCCGAGGAGCUUGUAAAAAGUAAGUGUAAAUAGAGGUAACCACGACACCGAGAGAGAAGCAAUACCUUUAAGUCGCGACCGAACGGAGGUAGAGGUCCAGGAUGAUUCUUAAACGUCGUCCCCUUGGCAAUGCACGAUCUUCAACUCCGUGCGAAAGUAUUUACGAGCGGUACCGAUAACACCUCAUGUAUCUCCCUCGAUAAAUUAUUUAGGAGGGUGGAAAAAAAUUAUUUUUAAAAUUUAUCAGGAAAAAAUGGAGACCCAUACUUAAAAGGUUAAAAUAUCGAAUUGCGAGUAUAGAACAGUAUUCAGGGUUUCAUGCGUCUAGUCUUGGCUUUUUAUUUUUUUAUUGUUUUUAUUUGAGUUAGGACUUUUCAACGAGUAUAUGGAACCUCGGUAGAGUUUAAUACUACUGAUAUAUACAAUUAUUGAUACGUGCAUUCGGUACUUCUCGGAGGUACUUUCGCCCCCGCGAAUCGUGGCUCUCUAUCCUCGACCUCGGACAAGCAUGGAUGGGAUUUCUUUUCACGUUGUAUACAGUCUACGUUUUAUGUAAGACUUGCGGACUGGCAAGGAUGUAGAUUCGAGGAGUAAAGCGACUAUGGAGGAAAUGGCCAUAAUUAAAGAGGCGAAUAAGCGAAUCCUUAAGCGGUGGUCUCCUGGACCACUCCGCGAUAGAGCGAAAGAGGGAGUGUCGUGUAAAACUGCAAAUUGAUAACAACAAAAAAAAAAUGGAAAUAACUAUUAGCCUAUAAGAGAACAGGAAAAGCACUUUCUUGCGUAGCGUUGUAAGGCUUAAAUCUUAAGAUACAACCGCUGCGCGAGCACCGAAACGCCGAUUUUCUUGGGGGGCGAAUUUUUCUCCCUUUCUUUUUUUUCCCUCCAAAAAGGGAAAACGAGAAAAAUGCUGCGACAUUUUCCCCGAGGCUACUUUUAUACCCGCCUCGAAGUGUUACUCGGCGAUUAGCGACCGAGUGACUUUGUCAGCCGGAAAUUAUUCGACCGUGUUUAUUAUGGGUUUUUGGGUUUUUAAACAUUUCCAACGCGAGAGCCUGCGCCUCGUCGAUCUUUCGCUUUUUUGGGAUCACUCUUCCUGAUCGAUCGUUAAGGGCGCCUUCGGAUACGUCGGCGAAUUCUCCCCCCUUUUUUUAAUCCCGGAAUAUUUAUCGUAUCAUUUUCAAAUCGAGCUGUGUCCACUCAUGGAAAUGUUAUUAAUUAUACGGGAUAGAUUUACUCAGCGCCGCGGUAGAAUUUUUAAAAAACGAUGUUCAUCGAAUUCCAGAGUCGACAUCUCGUUGGGCCCUUUGACAAUUGUCAAGAUAUUUUACAAUCAACAUAUCGAGCGAGCGCGAGGGCGCAGGUAUCGCUGAAUAAAAAAAAGAAAAGAAAAGAUGAAAAAAAAAAUCGAAAAGCACGUGUCAGGCUUUUGGCGAUUAGACGCGUGCUUGAAGAAAGUCGCGUUUUGGUAGAACGCAGCGAAGCUAUACGAGCGCGUAUAUAUUAUACAUAUAUGUACACCUACAUAUAUAUGUAUAUGUCUCUUUCUUUCUUACACCCGCGUAUUACUUUCCAGAGGAGGGUAUGGGAGUCGAUUGUCGAAAGAAUGAAAGAAAAUCUGGAGAAUUGGGAAGGAAGCUUUCAGACCUCGGGAAUAAUUUUGGCGCGCGGAUUUCUUUACGCGCACGACGUGCUGGGAGGAAUAAAUUUUUCGACCUCUUUUUUUCUUAGGUGCGCGUGCAUGCGUGAGUGGAAAGUGAGAGAGAGAAGCGUAGACGUGCGUGAGCCAGCGGAUGAAAGAGAGCGCGAGGUUCGAGGAGACUUUUUUGAGAAACGAUAUCAGAGAUUUCGAGAGAAUCUCGCGCGAUAGCGAUAGGAUAGUACCGAGGCCACAUUGUCCUCGUACCGAGUCUGCCAAGUAAUAUACGGGUACGAGAGGGAGGGUAACUCUUUCGUGACUCUUCUUCUUUCUUUUUUAAAGGGCAAGCAAUUGCAAUGAGCGAGGAAAAGGAAUUAAAAAGAAAAAGAAAAAAAAAUAAGCAAAGAAAAUGGGCGGUGAUUCGUACGAUCGGGCGCGCUGUUUCUCUCUUUUUAUAUCUCUUCUUUUUAUCCAAUCGAAAGCGGGGAGGGAAAAGGAUUUCUUCGUCGCCCCGAUCGUUGGGAUCACUUUUGUAUCCAUUACUCGUGUCAAUUGCUCUGGAAGCGGGGAUAUAAGUUACUCUCUCCGUACGUUUGCACUUUCCCAGCGAUUGUUACUCAGCUGAUUUAUUAAUUGGCCGCACGCUUUGAUUAUUUGUUAACCGGUAUGCGAACAUGAAUCCGCCGUGUACGUAAUGAACAAUUGGGAUGUGCGACGAGUUAAUAAAUUCCUAUGGAUUCGAAGGUAAUGGCCGAUUAUUAUAUUUCUUAUUGGUAGAUCGAAGAGUGGGAAAAAUAGUGUAUCCCUUCUCAGGUUGGCGCCAUUUGAUAUAUAUUUCCCGUUCGCGAAACUGGAGUUUAUCAUUCGCGAAAAGACGCGGUUGGGUCUCACGCCAAAUACACUCCACGGUCCUGGUAGCACGUCUCGAAAUUCCGAGCUUUACCUCUCUCUUCGCCGUUGGCUCAACUGUAAUUCCUUUUUUCUUCUUCCGUUUUUUUUUUAGAAAAAAAAACCCUGACAAUAGAGCCACUUUCGUUUCCUGGACGCGUCUCUCCCGGGAUGCUCGAUUUCUCGCGGAUUCCAAGUUUCGCAAAUUUCGGGCGAAUUUGCACGUACGAGGGGCAGAGUAGAGUCUGUAAAUAAGAAGGUGGAGAAACUGGCGUCGAAAAUUGUGAAAUCGUUCGAGGCCGCAAUUAACGACUUUGAGGAAGAUCAUUGUUCUUCUUUAACAUCCGAUCACUCGGAGAGCCCGAGUCUCUUUUCGUGAGGGAUGCAUUACUUUCGCGAGUAUCGAUCCUAAGGUUGAUUUCGAUUUUCUUUUUUUUCUUACUUAGUCCUUUUCCAGGAUCGAGCGAUUUCGCGAAAGGGGGUAGAAGAGAUGAAGGGAACUUUCAACCCGUUGCAGAAAGAGAUCUCUUUCUGCGUCUAGCCUUAGAGACGCGAGGGAAGCGCACGAAGGAGGGGAGUGUACAUAACAAAGAUCUACCUACUAGUUUAUAGUGCCUAUAUGAUAAGAGUGAUAGUAUACCGUAGAAAUGCCCUCCCCCGUCCCGUCCUUCUUCGUUCUGCUCUGGAAGUUAUCCCCCCCCCCAAAAAAAAAGGUACAUAAAGAAAAGGAAAAAAAAACGAACUCGCCGUGAAAGAAAAGUGCGGACAAAAAAAAGGCCAAAAAUAUUUUUUAUUUUUCAUAUACCCGUAGCGCGGAUCAUGGACUACGUAUGUACAUAUAUAUAUAUACACGUUCACCCGCAUACACAAAUCUAUAUAUAUAUAUAAAUAUAUUUAUAUAGAUAUAAAUAUAUAUUUUUGACGCGGCUGUCGAGCUUGUGUGUGGAGGGAACGGGAACGAUCGCUGUAUGACGAUGUCGACUCCUUUACGGAAAAUCGCUCGUUUUGUCUUUCCCUUCUGUGUGAAUUCUUAUUCGUAGUACUAGUACGCUUUGUAUGCCCGGGGUCGUUUUUUGCGAGGAUCCUGUCCCAGCGAACGACGUUUGCCCGAUGUACUUGCGCCAAGUGUCACGGAUCGCCCAUUACGCGCCGAGAAAAAUCAGUCCUUAGAAGUCUGUUGAAAUAAUUUGAGAAAAAAUGCUUUUGUCGAUCGAGUGGAAAUUUUUCCCCAGAAUUCUUUGCAGCGAUUUUAGGAGGUGCGAUGCGAGCGAGAUGAGAUUUUUCGAAAUUGUCGAUAGGCGAUCCGUCAAAAUUGUGGCUAGGCCGAGUUUAGGCGUCCUCGUUGAUUUAAUUUUUGCGCGGCGCGUUUGCCUAGCGAAACAUAUACACGUUGAGACUGGAUUGCGAACGUACAAAACAGAACUUUAUUAUACCUAAUGAUAAUGAUAUGAGAUUUAUCGGGAGCUGUGAGACCAGAGGCGAGAGAGAGGCUGUGCCUCGUGCAUUCGAAGUAUCGUGAUGGUUACCAUUUUCGGGGAGAGAGAGAGAGAUAUAUGUAUGUAUGAAAUGAAAGAUCUAUGGUUAAGAUUUAAGGGAGAGAUUCUUUAUGGACCAUCGAUGCUGUCAAAUCCACGUGCACUGGGUGUAGUGAUAUUUAAGGAGGAGCCCCAUUUUUUCUUCCAAGAUUCUUUACGGUUUUUCAUCGUAAUUGGAGGGCACUCUCUUUAUCCGACGUCUCGAUCUGCGAGGGAGGUUAUUUCGAUUGUUUAAUUAUUCUGAAAAUUACGUCUGGCCAUUUGUAUAAAGUGGAAAAAAUUGCGGUGGUCUCUGUGAUCAUCUGUUCGUGAUACUAACACGGCUUGACCGUCGUUAAUGGCUAAUGCUAAUUAAUGUUGGGAUUAUUUAGGAAGGGGCGACAUUCUUCGGGGGAUUUUUCAAGAUUUUAAGAAUUACGGAGGGGAAUUUCAUUUUGAAUUUAAUUUUUUAAUGAUUUUAGAGUCGCUCGUUGUCGAGACGUCGAAUGGGAGGACGCUGGGGUGCAUCGGACGAAACUUUAUUGCGAAUAAGAAUUUAAUAAGUCUACGAUAAUCUACGUUAAUUAUAUGAUAACUAUUAUCGUCGAGAGGUUUGCAACCGUCCCUCUACGACUCCUAGAAUUCGUUGGCUCUCAUAGAUCUUUAUGCGCGUGCAAUUACUGCGUGUACAAUUAUCGUGUGCGUCAUGAACGAGGAGUGGUUAACUCCUUUGAUCUCGUUACGGUUAAUACUGGACAGGGUGUAAUAUUAUUGCAAUUUUUCGCCAAUUUUUUAACUUGUAUAAAUUCAUCGCCGGCCAUUAAAAUCGUAACAUUUGAAAACAGUGAUAAUAAAUACACUAAAUUAUGAGAAUUUCUAGUUUUUUCAGCAUCGGAUGAAAUUUUAAUACUCAUACAUGCGGAUUUGGAUUUCGAUGUCGAUUUUUUAUCAUUCUUGAUAUUGCCAUUUUAAUGUCCGCCGGUGUCAGGUCAUUAACUAAUUAAUUAAUUGCAUUGAGAUUAUGGUCUGUCCAGAGCUGGAUCAUUUUUUCCGAGGUCCUAGACCUCGGGAGGAAUUUUUCGGCGAAUAUGAGUGUUUCGAAUAUCGAAAAAAGAAAUGAAAUACGACACGGUAGCCAGCAAAUUGGUACCUGGGGGGGCGCAACUGUUAUAUCGAGAUGUUGACAAUUUGUAUUUAUUUUGUAAUAUCGUACUAAUCCGCGCCGUGUAUAUCGAGAGUUGACGUCCUCGAAGAGUCGUCGUGUAACAAUUGUACACCGAGACGUUAAUUUUUGGCUUCGUCGUCAGAAGAAAAAAAGAAAAGAGGAAAGAAAGAAAGAAAAAAGAUCGCGCCUUUUUAUCAGACAGAAAAAUCCGAUCCCGAGAACGUUCGUUUAACUUUUUCUUUUUUUCUUUUCAUCGACCGAUUAGGAGCUCGCGAUUUAAUCCUAAGGCGAGCCGUGUGAUAUCGAGGGAAACAACGAAAAUCGUUGGAAGAGAUUUUCUUUAUUUUCUUUACCUUUCUUUUUACUUUUUCUUUGCCUUUUUUUCUCAGUCGUUUAUGUACAGCCUAAGUUAGGUUGCGCUUCGUGGCGAAUUGUGUAAUUUUAUUUCCGUCUAAGAGAGAAUCCGUCAGGAAUGGCGAUACAGGAUUAUUUUUCACUCCGAGAAAUUUCAGUUUGAAGAAAUUAACGAAAGAAAAAAAAAAAAGAAUAAAUAAACAAGAAACGAGACCCCAGCUUCAGGAAUUUCGGGUCUGGAAGUUUACGAGAGCCACUUCUCGCUCUUCGUUCCAAUCUGGGGUUUCGUUGUUUCUUUUUUUGACCCGAUAAAAUUGAGAAGAGAAAAAUCAACAAGAGAAGAAACGAAGCUCCAAUGCCAGGAAUGUUGAAUUCGCAAAUCUUGCCUUUUAACUCCUCCGUGGAGUUUCGUUGUUUUUCUCGAGUUGAAAAAAAAAAAUGGAAAAAAGAAAAGAAACUUUAAAAAAUCCUUUUGCAGUAUACGAAUUUCGCCAAAUACACGUUUUAUUUGUCGUAAAUGAGAGUGUAUCGAUAGGUAUGUCCCACUGUACGCCCUUUCGUCUUGCUUUCCCUUAAAUAGCGUCCAGGGCCGGCGAGAAAGAGAGAGAUCCGCGCAUUUCCUUCGACAAGCGACUUUUCCGCUUUUCCGAGCGAACGAGACAGGGGAGAGAUUUCAUUUGGUAAUGAUUAAGAGUUAAGCGAGUUAUAAAAUUGCGAGAAAAUAUCGAAAAAAGAAAAAUACAGUACAUACAUACACACACACCUCAUACACAUUGCGAAGAGAGGGGGCGCGCGAAAGUAGCGGCUUUUGCGAGGGAGAAAAAAAAAAGAAAUCGCAGCGGAAAAGGGAGAGAAAGAAAA